This is a messenger RNA of Oreochromis aureus, 933 nucleotides long. RefSeq names its product retinal cone rhodopsin-sensitive cGMP 3',5'-cyclic phosphodiesterase subunit gamma-like. Lineage: Eukaryota; Metazoa; Chordata; Actinopteri; Cichliformes; Cichlidae. Gene Ontology annotation, molecular function: cGMP binding; 3',5'-cyclic-nucleotide phosphodiesterase activity. Gene Ontology annotation, biological process: positive regulation of epidermal growth factor receptor signaling pathway; positive regulation of G protein-coupled receptor signaling pathway; visual perception. The transcript is spliced from 4 exons. The record is from RefSeq and is a predicted model, not a curated record. Gene Ontology annotation, cellular component: photoreceptor outer segment membrane. Bases 148 to 375 code for a protein of 75 amino acids.
CACACGGCUCAGGAUUAUAAGAUUAUCCUUCAGAAAAACCAUCGCAACUCUAUUUACAGCUUUGUUAUGACCACAGCCAGUAUAUAAAUGCUGUGAGGAGAGUGACUGCAUGACUGAGACUGCACUUCUUUCUUCUUCUUAAACAAGAUGAAUGCAACAGGAGCCGAGCCAGCGGAGGGCUCCAAGCCUGCUCCUCCUAAGUUCAAGCAGAAGGGGUCUCGGCAGUUUAAGAGCAAAGCCCCCAAACCUGGACAGAAGGGCUUUGACAAUGAUGUCCCGGGGAUGGAGGAGCUUGGAGACUCUGCAGUGGUCUGUCCCUGGGAGGCCUUUGGUGACAUGGAGCUGAGCGACCUGGCUCAGUUUGGCGUUGUCUAAACCCACCAGCAGACAUGUGUGAAUGUUUGGAACAUCUCUUUGGUUCCUAAUGUAGAGGAUGAGGAGCAUCCUCUGAGUCUAGGAGCCUCUGUAACUCUGCUGUAAAUGGAGAAAGGAAACAGUGGAACCUUAGAUCUGUAAACUAUCAAAACAAAACCAAGCAAACUUGCACUGAAUUUAAAGGACCCUAUUUAACAUUUAACAGCCGACUGCUAAUAAAUCCACAGAUAUGUUUCUGAUUUGUCUUUGCUGAGGACUUUGUGUAGAUUAAUGUGAACAAAAACAACCGAAUCCAUGUUAAGAUUUGUGAAAUAAGAUAUGUUAGGCUUAAGUGUAUGACAGCCGAUAACUAAUCCUUGCUACACAUGGGUUGCAAACAUUUUGCCACUACACCUGUGGCCCAUGACAACGAACCCGAGCAUCCCACCAGUGGCGAGCCAAUCUGAUCUCAGCCUCAUGGAGCCAGUGUGAGGAAAGCAUCAUGAUGUGCAUGAAGGAUGUGAACCAUUGCAACCAGUGGCGGUCCUAGGCUGUUUGGCGCCCUGGGCGAACACUCCC